This is a messenger RNA of Thyridium curvatum, 1383 nucleotides long. Its product is annotated as translation elongation factor EF-1 alpha. The transcript has 5 exons. Gene Ontology annotation, biological process: translation; translational elongation. Bases 1 to 1383 code for a protein of 460 amino acids. The record is from RefSeq and is a predicted model, not a curated record. Lineage: Eukaryota; Fungi; Ascomycota; Sordariomycetes; Thyridiales; Thyridiaceae. Gene Ontology annotation, molecular function: translation elongation factor activity; GTP binding; GTPase activity.
AUGGGUAAGGAGGAGAAGCAGCACAUCAACCUGGUCGUCAUCGGCCACGUCGACUCUGGCAAGUCGACCACCACUGGUCACUUGAUCUACCAGUGCGGUGGUAUUGACAAGCGUACCAUCGAGAAGUUCGAGAAGGAAGCCGCUGAGCUCGGCAAGGGUUCCUUCAAGUAUGCCUGGGUUCUUGACAAGCUCAAGGCCGAGCGUGAGCGUGGUAUCACCAUUGAUAUCGCUCUCUGGAAGUUCGAGACCCCCAAGUACUACGUCACUGUCAUUGAUGCCCCCGGUCACCGUGACUUCAUCAAGAACAUGAUUACUGGUACUUCCCAGGCCGACUGCGCCAUUCUCAUCAUUGCCGCUGGCACUGGUGAGUUCGAGGCUGGUAUCUCCAAGGAUGGCCAGACUCGUGAGCACGCUCUGCUCGCCUUCACCCUUGGUGUCCGCCAGCUCAUCGUCGCCAUCAACAAGAUGGACACCACCAAGUGGUCCGAGGACCGUUACCAGGAGAUUAUCAAGGAGACCUCCAACUUCAUCAAGAAGGUCGGCUACAACCCCAAGACCGUCCCCUUCGUCCCCAUCUCCGGUUUCAACGGCGACAACAUGCUUGCCCCCUCCACCAACUGCCCCUGGUACAAGGGCUGGAAGAAGGAGGUCAAGGGUGGCGAGGCCACUGGCAAGACCCUCCUCGAGGCCAUCGACGCCAUUGAGCCCCCCAAGCGUCCCACCGACAAGCCCCUCCGCCUGCCCCUUCAGGAUGUCUACAAGAUCGGCGGUAUUGGCACUGUUCCCGUCGGCCGUAUCGAGACUGGUGUCCUGAAGCCCGGUAUGGUCGUCACCUUUGCCCCCUCCAACGUCACCACUGAAGUCAAGUCCGUUGAGAUGCACCACGAGCAGCUUACCGAGGGUGUCCCCGGUGACAACGUUGGCUUCAACGUCAAGAACGUCUCCGUCAAGGAGAUUCGCCGUGGCAACGUCGCCGGUGACUCCAAGAACGACCCCCCCAUGGGCGCCGCUUCCUUCACUGCCCAGGUCAUUGUCCUCAACCACCCUGGCCAGGUUGGUGCUGGUUACGCCCCCGUUCUGGACUGCCACACUGCCCACAUUGCCUGCAAGUUCUCCGAGCUCCUCGAGAAGAUCGACCGCCGUACCGGCAAGUCUGUUGAGGCCAACCCCAAGUUCGUCAAGUCCGGUGACGCUGCCAUCGUCAAGAUGAUUCCCUCCAAGCCCAUGUGCGUUGAGGCUUUCACUGACUACCCUCCCCUGGGUCGUUUCGCCGUCCGUGACAUGCGUCAGACCGUCGCUGUCGGUGUCAUCAAGUCCGUCGAGAAGUCCGUUGGUGGUACCGGCAAGGUCACCAAGUCCGCUGCCAAGGCUGGCAAGAAAUAA